AUGCCCUCAAUCAAGCCGGUCCUCCCUCCUCUAAAAACGCCCAACAACAUCACCUUCCCCUCCGAGCUUCAUGAUGACUUGAGCUCCAACUCUAGCCGAAACGAAGACAGCUCGUCGACGCCUAUAACCCCUCCUACUGCCUACACAGAUUUCUUGAAGGCCUUCACACCUAUCUUCUCAAGCCCGACGAGUGCCGAAGGGGUGGACUUUUCAAAGUACAAGUUCGAGGGACGCCCAGUUUAUUCUCCGAGGUCACAGCCAGCAAGCGCAGUCAGUGGCUCAUUCAACUUCAACGAGCCCGCAAGGUCUGCUACGACCUCACUUCCACCGCCGACUCCUUAUGCGCCUCCCCAUCCUCGACGGGAACUCAGCAACCUGCGGCGCCUGCGCAUCCCGCCUGCGCUUAGGUACUCGCCAACCACGGCGGAGCCACCUAGGAGCGCAAUGAGCGCUCGCUCACCAUAUUCGCCUGCGGACUGGCGACAACGCUACUUUGAUGCACCACGGAGUGCACUCCCUCGAAGCUCUAGCUCGAAUCAUCACAAGAUGAGCGUGCGACAUGUCAUAACACAUACCAUCACAUACAAGACAACAGAGCUUGAUGCCCCACCCAAGGGGAAGCGGAGGAAGCAUAACCACGCCCGCGAAGAAUCCAAGUGA
Molecule: messenger RNA, 660 nt
Organism: Aspergillus calidoustus
Lineage: Eukaryota; Fungi; Ascomycota; Eurotiomycetes; Eurotiales; Aspergillaceae
Source: the annotation of a GenBank genome assembly